This is a messenger RNA of Labrus bergylta (ballan wrasse), 1278 nucleotides long. It is a transcript of the gene dhrs9, whose product is annotated as dehydrogenase/reductase (SDR family) member 9. Gene Ontology annotation, biological process: retinol metabolic process; steroid metabolic process. Lineage: Eukaryota; Metazoa; Chordata; Actinopteri; Labriformes; Labridae. Gene Ontology annotation, molecular function: all-trans-retinol dehydrogenase (NAD+) activity. The record is from RefSeq and is a predicted model, not a curated record. Gene Ontology annotation, cellular component: intracellular membrane-bounded organelle.
UGACACCUGAGUUUUCCGGAAGUCUCAGUUAAACAUAUUCAUGAAUCAGGUAGAAAAGAGAAAAAAUCAAACUUUCUCAGUAUUGUGCAGUUGUACGCCUCGACGUUCACAUCUUGUUACGCCUCACGGACGCGUUUGUGCUGUGUCUGAAGAACAAUAUCCACUGUGUUUUUUCUGUCUUUGCCAUAGAAACAUGUUCCUGCCAAUUCUUGGACUGGUUGUUUUCGGUUUCGUCUAUCGCUGGUACAAGGAGAGGAAACGAGUGCACAACAAAGCAGACAAAUAUGUGUACAUCACCGGCUGUGACACCGGCUUUGGGAAUCUCCUCGCCAAGCACCUAGACCAGUUGGGCUUCUGUGUGAUCGCGGGUUGCUACACUGAGAAAGGCGAGGACGAGCUGAAGAAGACCUCCUCCGACCGACUGACGACCAUUCACCUGGACGUCACCGACUCUGAAAGUGUCUCCAAAGCAGCAGCUUUUAUCAAGACUCUGGUUGGAGAGAAAUACCUGUGGGCUGUAGUGAACAAUGCUGGAGUCGGUGUGCCGUCUGGUCCUGAUGACUGGCUCACUAUAGAGGAUCACAAGUCCAUGAUAGGCGUCAAUCUUUUGGGCGUAAUCGAUGUAACGCUGAGCGUCCUGUCUCUGAUCAAGAAGGCCAGAGGCAGAGUGGUGAACGUGGCCAGCGUGUUCGGGAGGAUCACCACGUUUGGGGGACCGUACUGUUUGUCCAAGUACGGAGUGGAGGCCUUCAGUGAUAGCCUACGUUUAACCAUGGGACACUUCGGAGUCAAAGUGUCCUGCAUCGAGCCCGGCUUCUUCAAGACUGGUUUGACUGAUGUGGCAAUCCUGCAGAACAGCCUGACUAAACUCUGGGGCCGAUUACCUCCGGAUGUCAAAGACGACUAUGGGCGUAAUUUCAUUGACAAUUCUCUUGCGUUGUGUGAAAAGAGGAUUAACCAGCUCGCAGACGGGAACCUAAUGAAGGUGGUCAACAGUAUGGAGCAUGCCGUCUCUGCCGUUUAUCCUCGGGCUCGCUACACCGUUGGAUGGGACGCCAAGUUGAUCUGGCUACCUCUGUCCUACAUGCCGAGCUGCAUCUGUGACAGAAUGCUUCGAAUAAAUAGUCCCAAACCAGCAGCGUCUGUACUGUAGCGUUCUUGACAGUUUAGGUGUAACAUGACGAGAACAACCUAUGAGCAUUCACACUUUAAGGUUGAAUACACUGACGGCUUCAUAUGACUGUUACAUCAUUGAAUAAAUCUAGUUUUCUGAAUUUA